Molecule: messenger RNA, 5110 nt
Organism: Myripristis murdjan (pinecone soldierfish)
Lineage: Eukaryota; Metazoa; Chordata; Actinopteri; Holocentriformes; Holocentridae
Gene: mrtfbb
Product: myocardin related transcription factor Bb
Exons: 14
Coding region: 94-2982 (962 amino acids)
Biological process (GO): smooth muscle cell differentiation; positive regulation of transcription by RNA polymerase II
Cellular component (GO): nucleus
Molecular function (GO): transcription coactivator activity
Source: RefSeq, a predicted model, not a curated record
CGUGCAGCUCUGAGAGCCAGCUGUCGUUCGCUCAGAGCCUGAGCUUUUUUCUCUCACAACUAACUCCCCGCUCUCCACUGACCGUAUCGAUCUAUGGGACUCCAGACCCGCACACCAAGCGAACCACCACUGUCUGCUAUGGCCUGCCUGGAUGUGGAGACCCCCGCUAUCUGCAGGGGUAAAUUCAAAUCAGUCCUGCAGCUCCGCUUGCAGCAGAGGCGAACCCGGGAGCAGCUUGUGGAGCAAGGCAUCAUGCCACCUCUGAAAACCCCUGCUGCCUUUCACGAGCAGAUACGCAGCCUGGAGAGAGCCAGGACGGGGAACUUCUUGAAGCACAAAAUCUGCAGCCGACCUGAACGCUCUGAGUUGGUCCGUAUGCACAUCCUACAAGAGACGCAGGCUGAGCCCUCCCUGCAGGCCACGCAGAUGAAGCUGAAGAGGGCCAGGCUGGCUGAUGAUCUCAAUGAGAAGAUCGCCCAGAGGCCCGGUCCCAUGGAGCUGGUGGUGAAGAACAUCCUGCCUGUGGACACCGGUGUCAAGCAGGCCAUCGUCGACGGCACGGUGAAUUACCCUAAGACACUGGAUGUUUACAACUUUGAUGAGGACAGCAGUGACGCCAUGUCACCCGAGCAGCCUGCCAGCCAGGAGUCCCACAGCUCCAGCUCUGCCUCCCCACGAGAGUGUGGCAGCAGCGAGGCCAUGUCCACUUCCCCUCAGAUCAGCUCCAACACGCAGAGCUCCCCACCUAACUCCCAGUGCACAUCAGAUUUAGUCAACCUCGUCUCCGCCCACGAGCAACAGAGCGACCGGCUGGCAGCCGCAUCUCAGCCAGUCACCGCUGUGGCGCCCACCACACCAGCGCCUAUUCUUGUGAAGCACAGCCAGCUCAGGACACCCAGUGAUAAAAGCCGCAGCAAAAAGAGCAAGGAGGCCAAGCCACGGGUGAAAAAAUUGAAGUACCAUCAGUAUAUCCCCCCCGACCAGAAGCAGGAGCCCAACGAGGUGCCCAUGGAUUCUGCCUAUGCCCACCUGCUGCAGCAGCAGCAGCAGUUCCUGCAGCUUCAGAUCCUGAGCCAGCAACAGCAGCAUUACAACUACCAGGCCAUCCUGCCAGCCCCACUGAAACCAGGAACAGAGGGAAAGACCAGCUGUUCCAGUGUCUCUUUGGGUGCAAAUUCAGUCUCACUAACCAGUGCUGCCCCUGUGUGGCCCAGCCAAACUCUGACCAGCUGCAAACCAGGUCAUUUACCUGCCAAUCUGGAUGAGAUGAAGGUUGCUGAGCUCAAAACAGAGCUGAAACUAAGAGGACUGCCUGUGUCUGGCACCAAGACUGAUCUGAUAGAGAGGCUGAGGUGUUAUCAGGAAAGCUCAAAUAGUCAACCUGCUACUACUAAGGAGACAACCAACACAGUGGUCCCACAGUCUGAAAACACAAAAAUAAGCCCCCCUGUGUCCCCUAUAGCCUCCAAGGUGUCUAGUCUGGGCAUCGAGGACAGCUCCCCUAAACUGUCAGGUGCUCCAUCUCCAGCUCACAGUGCACCCUGCGGGAGCUCCCCUAGAGGAGACAGUCCCAUGGAGAGCAGGUCCUCUGAGAAGGACAAGCGUCUGCAUGAGAAAGAGCGUCAGAUCGAAGAGCUGAUGAGGAAGCUGGAGCAAGAGCAGAGGUUGGUGGAGGAACUUAAGAUGCAGCUGGAGGUGGAGAAGAGGAGUCAGCAGGGAGACUCUCCCCCGCGACUCAGCCCUCCCACUCCCAUCCAGGUCAAAGAGGAAAUAAGGAGCCCCUCAAACUGCUUGGCCUCCUGCAGCCCCCCUGGUCUGGCAGCAGUGGUCAAACAGGAGGAGGCUGCAGAUCAGAGCCGCUCAGCUCCUUCACAUCAGUUCAUCAUCAGCCAGCAACAGCUGCCUCAGACUCUCAAGCAGUCGGUCCAGCCAGGAGCACAGAUCAUCCUGCCUGUAUCGCUCCCGGCCUCAGCAGUCACCAUCCACCUCCCCAACAAUGGAAUCAAAUUACAUACUACUGUUAGCAGUGCAGCUCCGGGCCUCAUCCAGACCGCUGGACUGGUGCCACAGAAAAUAGAGGCCUCAGCAGUGUUGCAGCAGCAAUGCACCAGUCAGACUCAGCCUAUGACACAGACCGGCCAACUGAGCACCUCACCACGUUCAGGUUUCCAGUACAGAGCAGAUCAGAGUCAAGUGAUGGAAGACACGCCGCAGCACCUGCUUAACACCCUCACAGGGGGUGGAUGCCCUGUGACGGCCUCCUCUAGCCAAGCUGCACCUAAAGGGCCUACAAACAAGUCCUGUCCAAACCAGCCUGCCUUGAUCUUGCAACAGCCAAAAUUCACAAACCACAUAUCCAAGUGUAAGGACCCACCCCGAUAUGAGGACGCAGUCAAACAGACCCGCAGCAUGCAAACUGCCGUUCAGGUUCCCACUGCAACCAGCCAGCAUAUGGAUGACCUGUUUGACGUGUUGAUUGAGAGCGGUGAGAUCUCCCCCUUCGUCAAACAGGAUCCACCCAACCUUGACAGGCUUCUCCCUGUGACGGCCAACAUCACCACCCUGCCCAUCAGCACCGUGUUGUCCCGCCCGCCACCCCAGAUCCAAGUGGCCCAGCUGCCGGCUCCUCCCCUGAACCCUCCGUCCAGCUUGGUGACCCUGGGCACCGACAACCAGCUGGAAACGCUCCUGGUUGGCACACUGGUGGCCGACACAGAGCCACGGACACUCAGGCUGAUGGAGGAGCUGCACAGCCAGCUGAAUCCCCACUCGCCUAUGGACACAAUGGAGCUAGACUUCAAUGACAACACGCCCACCUCUGCUUUCCACCUUCAAAACACCAACUUGGAUAAUAUGGACUGGCUGGAUCUUACCAUGUCUGUGCCCGCAGAAGGAGUCAACUCCCUGGGCUCGUCCUCGCCAGUGGGGGUCUUCCCCUCUGAGUUCCUGGACUCCCAUGAACUGCAGCUGAACUGGGACUGAGCAGCUUCAAUGUGAUCCCAUAUCCCUACCAGGCCAUUUCAUAUAAACAUGUUUUUUAAUGCAACAGAGCUUAGGCCUCUUACUUUCCAUGUAGAGUGGCUUUGGUUUACUGUGCUGCUCUGUGCUGCUUUUAGGCCAGAGCUUGUGUCGACUUGGUAUGGUUCUCAUCGAGCGGUGUCAUUAUAAAAGUAGCUGCGCUCCUCCCUCUGAGGUAUUUCAGCCAUUACACCAGCUCAUGCUGUGGGGAGGAUGACAUAAAGUGGUUCUGAUACUGGUGGAUUGAGCUGUCCAUAAGCUGUGAGUACUCAGCAAGGGCCAAAUUAUAGCAGUUUUACUUGGCAUCAGUCGGUCCUCAUCUCUCUGUUUCCUCAGAUUUUCAGGACGAUGGUAACCAAGAAAGAUGGGAGAGUGUGCUGAUUUGAGUUAAAGAGUUUAUGGAUAAAUAUGUAGCUAAGGGCUGUAAGGUAAUUCAUUCCAGUUGUCCUAUCAAGGUCAUCGCUAACUUGUUCAUUGUAAGACAAGAAGGGACACUGAUGUAUGACUUUACGUCUAAGAGAGGCAGGAGAGCUGGUCGUGUCUCCUGUAAAGUUGUGAAUCGACUGACAUGAAUACUACCUGCCAGUUUGUGGAUUUUUGAAGUUUAAGUUAAUUUGAAGUGCAAUCAAGGUGACAUUAGAUUGUUGGACUUGAGACCUCUUUAUGACAAAAGGCUUUUCCUCUCCGAACCCUCUUGUCUGCUUUAACAGGAUUCCUCCUGCUCUACAGAUCCACUGAAUGUUGCGUUGGUUUUGAAAUCCCAUGAAUGAUAUUCAGCUUCUGUAUGUAUUUCAACUCCAUCUCUACACUCGACAUUUUUUUUUUUUUUUUUUUUUUGAUAAACUGCCAGAAAAGAAUCCAGUGAAUGAUUCUGCAAGAUGCUUAUACACCUUUCCAUACACUAGUAUCUUGAUGGUGCAAGUGUGAUGGUUAAGUGACCAGAGUCUGUUGUGUACAUUCUUUAUUUUAUUUUUUUUUUUAAUCAUGGUGCUCCUUUUCAGUCAUAGCAGUGUUGGUUAUAAUGUCUUUGUUUCUCAAAUAAGGUGAGCACACAGCUUGAUUUUAGUUGACUGGUCCAUUCAUAAAGUGCAGCCAUGGCAGACCAUGCCAGACCUUACCAGAUCAUGUGUAACAUGUGUUUCAGUGUAACAAUAGACACACCACUUGCCAAAACAUAAGCGUCCAAUCAGAAAGGCCAACCUCUCCUUGGUUGUUUGAAAAGUCCAGCUUGCGUUCACAAGUUCAGUAGUGACAUCUGCUGGCCAAAAACUAAGAGCUGACUUGAGCAAACACCAGAACAUAAAUAAAGUAUACACACAGUAUGGUUAUAAAUGGGCUAACUUAUAGUUCCAAUUUCCAUGCUGAUUUUUGCAAAAGAAGACUCUGACCGGAAAAAGGGAUAACUGGCAAAAACAACACAAGUGUUAGAAACAAAAAAGUGUCACACAAAAUAUGCCAAGAACAAUGGCGCACCAAGACAGCAGAAUAAUUCCUAGAAAGCAACUAUUGCAGGGUGACUGCACUGUGGAGAUAAAAGUCUAAAAAAGUGUAUGGAAAUAUAUGAAAAUAUUGAUUGACAGUCUGUAAUUAUUGACACCCUCACUGACAUCCUCCUUUUAGGAAACAAAAGAGGAACUGUCAAGAGCACUUAUAUGGAAAUGCAGUUGCUACUGUAAUUGGAUUAUAUGCAAACUGUACAUAAAUAUUACUUCUAGUCAAUUACGGGGAUGCUGAGAAAAAAAAAAAAAAAAACAAUUUUUAUAUAUAAAUCCACUCACUCCCCAUUACUACAUGUGGUGGUAGUGAUGUAUUUCUGUCAGAGCAUUAGCGUCUCAUUUGGCAAUCCAAAAUAUGCCACCCUUUGAAAGGGAUUGUGUGCUGGAAUCAGAAAUAUUUUGUUUUACUAUACUAGUAUUACCUUCAAGCCUUUGGAAAAGUUUUGAAUGCAUAGUUAGUAUGCUAUAUGUUUUGCACAUUGUGUAUAUAUUUUACCUUUUUAUACAAAUGUAGCAUAUCUGAGUUAUUUUGUAAAUGCCAAGACUAUUUGGGGCUUGCGACCCAUCAUGUCAUUUAGCCUUUAGUGCUGGUGAAU